This is a messenger RNA of Caenorhabditis elegans, 1570 nucleotides long. It is a transcript of the gene ugt-65, whose product is annotated as UDP-glucuronosyltransferase. The record is from RefSeq and is marked reviewed. Gene Ontology annotation, molecular function: UDP-glycosyltransferase activity; glucuronosyltransferase activity. Gene Ontology annotation, cellular component: membrane. Lineage: Eukaryota; Metazoa; Nematoda; Chromadorea; Rhabditida; Rhabditidae.
AACACUACGAAAAUGCCACAAUAUUCUCAACUCAUAACCAUCAUCUUUCUACUUGCUCAUUUUCUCACCACUUCAAACUGCUCCAGAAUACUAUUUUUGAAUAUGUUCAACUCAAAGAGCCACGCACUAACAAUGAUGCCGUUAGCCGAGAGAUUAUUCGACGAUGGACAUGAUGUGUCGAUGUAUACCAUAAGUGCGAAUCGGUUGAAAAUUCCAUCGAAAAAAGUGAAAAUUUUGGAGUCUCUUGUGAAGGGAAGUAGUACGGAUGACGCAGCACCAGACACGGGCGGUGUGAGCAGAAUAUUCUGGAGUUAUGAAAUGACACCGUAUGUUGGCGCAUGGUGUUAUGAAAUCGGUCUGUACUAUUUGGAAGAAGGAAGAGAUGAACAACUAGAUGAAGUUCUUGCAACACCGUACGACCUGGCAGUUGUUGAUGAAACUUACACAUCACUUCAAGGAUCAAUUGCCCUAAAAUUGAAAGAAGAUCAUAGCACAAAGAUCAUAACAUUUGCAACGACAGAACUAAUGCCAGUUGCUUCAAAUAUGAGGGGAUAUGCAAGGAAUCCGGUGACUGUUCCGAACACAUUUCUGUUGUCGUCGGAGGUUUAUGAAGGAAAUCGGUUUGCGUUCUUGACAAGAACUAGGAGAAUAUUUGAAUAUUUUAUUGAUCAGAUUUACAGUGGACCAGUUGCAAGUCUUUACAGUGAAGCGUCGGGAAAACUACUUGGCCUAACCAGUGCGACCAAAAGCAAAACUUUUCAAAACUCGAUACUCACUGUCAAUGAUUUCCCGGAUACAUUUAGUUUCGUUCAACCACGUGGAAAUGAUUUAAUUCGAGUUGGAGAACAUUGUUAUUCAAGUGCCAAUUUACCAUCAGAAUUCAGAGAUUUCGUGGAGGAUUCAAUGUCAAAAGGUACAAUCUACGUAGCAAUGGGAUCCUAUUUGAAUUUAGAAGAUGGUCCAAAAGGAACAGUUGAAGCAUUUAUAGAAGCAUUAAAUUAUUUUAAAGAUUAUCGAGUGAUAUGGAGUCAUAAAGGAAAUGUAACCGGUGCAAAAUGUCACGUAAAAUCGGUUAACUGGGCUCCUCAAAAAGAGCUUCUUGCUCAUGAGAAAACGGUAGCUUUCAUAACACACGGUGGCCUAAAAAGUGCAAAAGAAGGUGUCUGCUCGGGUGUUCCAAUGCUUUUCCUACCAUUUUACGGUGAUCAACCAAGAAAUGCACAUCGAUUUGUAACCAAUGGAAUAGCGGAGGCUCUUUACAAGAAAGCAAUAACAUCAUUGGAUAUUCAACAAAAAUUGGAGAAACUUCUCGUGGAUCCCAGUUAUAAAAAUAAUGUGAUGAAGGUCCUAUCCUAUUACCUCGACGCUCCGAUCAGUUCUCUAGACCUCGGUGCUUUCCAUAUCUCACAAGUGCUCCGCCGUACAGAGUCACAAUACAGCAAAUUCAAACGAAGAUCUAUUUUUAUGAAUCACUUACAGUAUCUCAAUCUUGACAUUUUCCUGGUUAUUCUUGUUAUUUUAUUUAUUGUUUCUAAAUUUUAAGUUUUGAUCAUAAAAUUUCAAAUCGAAA